Cyphellophora europaea CBS 101466 is the source of this 921-nucleotide messenger RNA. RefSeq lists its product as uncharacterized. The transcript has a single exon. The record is from RefSeq and is a predicted model, not a curated record. Lineage: Eukaryota; Fungi; Ascomycota; Eurotiomycetes; Chaetothyriales; Cyphellophoraceae. Bases 1 to 921 code for a protein of 306 amino acids.
AUGACAACAGCGCAGACGGCCAUAACUCAAUAUGUCACAGCUUCGUCAGGCAUCAGAUAUGCCUUUCGAAGACUCGGCCCUGAUGCGGGCGUGCCUCUCGUCAUGCACAUCCACUAUCGUGCCAACAUGGACCUGUGGGAUCCGCUGCUGCUCAACACUCUCGCAGCGUGCCGACCCGUCAUCAUCUUUGACUCGAAAGGGGUCGGACGCACCGAUGGACUGGUCCCAGAGAGCUAUCAAGGGUGGGCUGACGCUGUCAUUGACUUGGUCGCCGCUCUCGGCCACAAAGAGAUUGAUCUGCUAGGCUUCUCGAUGGGCGGCAGAGCAGUACAGCUGGUUCCCCUGACUGGGCCGGGCCUGGUUCGGAGACUCAUCUGUGCAGGGACGGACGCCGUGUAUCCGCCCCGCGAGCAAGUCCCGGGCACUCUCUGGCCGCGCGAGCCAGGUCCACCUACCCAUGUCAAAGCUCUGUCUGAAGCUGUAUCCGUUGACGAGGGCAAAAGAGCACUUUGCUACUCGUUCUUCUACAACAAUGACCAUGGCCAAGCAGAGUUCGAUGCGUACUGGAAACGUGUCUCUGAGCGAACAGCAGAACCUGUGAACCUCAAGCUGCUGGACAAGGAAGGCGGAGGCAAGCGGCAGUGGCAGGCUGCGAGAGACGCUCUAGCGCCCAACCCGGCGUACCAGUUCGACAAACUGAGCCACAUCAAGAUUCCGGUACUGGUCGCAAACGGUGACGAUGACCUCUUGAUACCAUCAUAUCGAAGCUGGGAGCUGUACAAGACCUUCGAGAACGCCCAGUUGAUCAUGUACCCUAAGGCUGGACAUGGGUUCUUGUGGCAAUAUGCCGAGCUCUUCGGCCAUCAUGUUAACCGCUUUCUCGAUGGAGCAGAAUUUGAUCGCUGCAAGUCUCGGUUGUGA